Molecule: messenger RNA, 657 nt
Organism: Necator americanus (New World hookworm)
Lineage: Eukaryota; Metazoa; Nematoda; Chromadorea; Rhabditida; Ancylostomatidae
Exons: 1
Coding region: 1-657 (218 amino acids)
Source: RefSeq, a predicted model, not a curated record
AUGCGGACUUGGACACAAACGAAGAAUUUGAACGUAAUCAUUGAUAUUUGCCCGUGGUCGAACCGAGCAGUGGAGCGCUUCGCCCGUGAGCACGGCUGCCCUACCAACGAAGGAUUUUUCAUCGACGUUGCAGUCCGCCUGACCAAGGCGUCAUCUGCGGGCGAACACGUUUCGAAGAUGAGAAUUUCCGACAACAUAGAGCGAGGAUCUGCAGCUCUCGCCAUUAUGGACCGAGUUUAUGGGGCGGCUGCCCUUGGUUGCCAUAAUCAGAGCAAAAUGAGGCCGAUAGACCCGGUAGAACAGGAAAGUAUAGUUACAGUUCAGGACCAUGACAUCCUUUCGAGUCAGCAGCACGAUGCUAUUGGCUUGGGGAUUGGCGAUAUCCCAAUCGCUGCUAUUCAGGCGGGCUUUAGGAUCGGCAAGACAGUUGUCGGAGCCAUCAUUGCUGCACGAUGGACCGCAGGUGGAGUCCUUGUUCUGGCCACGGCCAGUACCAACGCGGCGGUUUCCCAGUUUACAGCGACGAUCUACGUAUCUAACACGGCGGCUCAAGAGAACUUCAUGCCUACGUCGGUGGACAUGAACAAGAUACUAGUCUCAUUAGGGGAGACGUACGCCGACGCUCUCUCGGACUUGGAAAAGAGCGUCUGCAACUGA